AUGUACAGACUGCAAGUGACGCGGGAGUUGUUGUUCCACCCGCCCAACCCACGAGUUGUCCCGCGUCUUCCGACUUCGCUGCCGCCCCCAGGGCAGCAGCAGCAGCCGUCGCCGCUACCACGCCGACAGCCCGUCCCGUUGAUGCCUCCCGCGCAGCUUCCUCCGGGAGCGCCCCAGGUGGUCGCUCCGGCGCCUGCGGUCCCUCUUCAGUCGCCACCGCCUUCGGAGCUGAUGGACGUCGACCCCUCAGCCGGGCCGCCUUCCCAAGCGGUGGCUGUGCAGCUUGUCCUGCAGCCGCUUUCCUUGGGCACCCCCAAGGAGUCUGACACCGCAGCGCCUUGUCCGCCGCCCACUCAGUAG
Molecule: messenger RNA, 360 nt
Organism: Schistocerca americana (American grasshopper)
Lineage: Eukaryota; Metazoa; Arthropoda; Insecta; Orthoptera; Acrididae
Product: proline-rich receptor-like protein kinase PERK10
Exons: 2
Coding region: 1-360 (119 amino acids)
Source: RefSeq, a predicted model, not a curated record